This is a messenger RNA of Myotis brandtii (Brandt's bat), 2929 nucleotides long. RefSeq names its product two pore segment channel 1 (gene TPCN1). The transcript is spliced from 28 exons. The record is from RefSeq and is a predicted model, not a curated record. Gene Ontology annotation, molecular function: voltage-gated channel activity; monoatomic ion channel activity. The coding region runs from base 116 to 2803 and encodes 895 amino acids. Lineage: Eukaryota; Metazoa; Chordata; Mammalia; Chiroptera; Vespertilionidae. Gene Ontology annotation, cellular component: endosome membrane; lysosomal membrane. Gene Ontology annotation, biological process: transmembrane transport; monoatomic ion transport.
CAAAUGGAGGAGUCUCUAAGAAGCAUCUCUGGGCCAGUGGCUUUGAAAGGGAGCACAGAGCAGAGACUAUUUCCAGCCCUGGACAUCACAUCCUGAGGCCUACGGAGACAAGAGCAUGGCCAUGAACUUGGAUGACGACGUUCCCCUCAUCCUGACCUUGGAGGAGGCGGGCAGUGCCCCGCUGGCUCCUUCCAAUGGCUUGGGCCAAGAGGAGCUGCCUAACAGAACAGGAGCGCUUGGGCCCUGUGGUCUCACACACCCCAGCUUCCCAGGUUUGAUACCCGUCGGGUACCUGCAGGCACUUGAGUUCAUAGCCCCUGGAGUGAAUUUUGGUGGAUUUGGCACUUUGGCGGGAGAUGGAGGCAGCUAUCCCGUCCCCGGCUCCCAGGCCUCCAGCCUGAGCUCAGAGGGCGAGAGUUUCCCCUCGAGCCCCACUGGACACAACUGGGAGAUGAAUUACCAGGAGGCGGCCAUCUACCUCCAGGAAGGCGAGAAUAACGACAAGUUCUUCACCCACCCCAAGAAUGCCAAAGCGCUGGCGGCCUACCUCUUCGCACACAACCACCUCUUCUACCUGAUGGAGCUGUCCACGGCCCUGCUGCUGCUGCUGCUGUCGCUGUGCGAGGCCCCUGCCGUCCCCGCGCUCCGCCUCGGCAUCUACGUCCACGCGACCCUGGAGCUGUUCGCCCUGAUGGUGGUCGUCUUUGAACUCUGCAUGAAGUUGCGGUGGCUGGGCCUCCACACCUUCGUCCGGCAUAAGCGGACCAUGGUCAAGACCUCCGUGCUGGUGGUACAGUUCAUCGAGGCCAUCGUGGUGCUGGUGCGGCAGACGUCCCACAUGCGGGUGACCCGGGCGCUGCGCUGCAUUUUCCUGGUGGACUGUCGGUACUGCGGUGGCGUCCGGCGCAACCUUCGGCAGAUCUUCCAGUCACUGCCACCCUUCAUGGACAUCCUGCUGCUGCUGCUCUUCUUCAUGAUCAUUUUCGCCAUCCUCGGUUUCUACUUGUUCUCCCCUAAUCCUUCAGACCCUUACUUCAGCACCCUGGAGAGCAGCAUCGUCAGUCUGUUCGUCCUCCUGACCACAGCCAAUUUCCCAGACGUGAUGAUGCCUUCCUACUCCCGGAACCCCUGGUCCUGCGUCUUCUUCAUCGUGUACCUCUCCAUCGAGCUGUACUUCAUCAUGAACCUGCUUCUGGCCGUGGUGUUCGACACCUUCAACGACAUCGAAAAACGCAAGUUCAAGUCUUUGCUGUUGCAUAAGCGAACCGCCAUCCAGCACGCGUACCGCCUGCUCAUCAGUCAGCGGAGCCCCGCCGGCAUCUCCUACAGGCAGUUUGAAGGCCUGAUGCGCUUCUACAAGCCCCGGAUGAAUGCCUGGGAGCGCUACCUGACUUUCAAGGCCCUGAAUCAGAGCAACACCCCUCUGCUCAGCCUGAAGGACUUUUAUGAUAUCUAUGAAGUCACCGCCUUGAAGUGGAAGGCGAAGAAGAAUCGAGAACACUGGUUCGAUGAGCUUCCCCGGACAGCCUUCCUCAUCUUCAAAGGAGUUAACAUCCUGGUGAAGUCCAAAGCCUUUCAGUAUUUCAUGUACUUGGUGGUGGCAGUCAAUGGGGUCUGGGUCCUCGCCGAGACCUUCAUGCUGAGAGGUGGGAACUUCUUCUCCAAGCACGUGCCCUGGAGUUCCCUCGUCUUUCUCACUAUCUACGGGGUGGAGCUGUUCCUGAAGGUGGCCGGCCUGGGCCCCGUGGAGUACCUGUCCUCCGGCUGGAACCUGUUCGACUUCUCCGUCACAGCCUUCGCCUUCCUGGGCCUGCUGGCGCUGGCCUUCAACAUGGAGCCCUUCUACUUCAUCGUCGUCCUGCGUCCCCUCCAGCUGCUGAGGCUGUUCAAACUGAAAAAGCGCUACCGCAACGUGCUGGACACCAUGUUUGAGCUGCUGCCCCGGAUGGCCAGGCACUUCCCAGGCGGAGAACCUGGCUGGGGGGCAGGCCUCCCCCCAUCCGCUCCGUGGGUCAGGUGGGCUCUUGGCCGGCCCGCCGUCACUGUCUGCCCCUCCCACAGCCUGGGCCUCACCCUGCUCAUCUUCUACUACUCCUUCGCCAUCGUGGGCAUGGAGUUCUUCUGCGGGAUCCUCUACCCCAACUGCUGCAACACCAGCACCGUGGCGGACGCCUACCGCUGGCGCAACCACACGGUGGGCAACAGGACGGUCGUGGAGGACGGCUACUACUAUCUCAACAACUUCGACAACAUCCUGAACAGCUUCGUGACCUUGUUCGAGCUCACAGUUGUCAACAACUGGUACAUCAUCAUGGAAGGCGUCACCUCUCAGACCUCCCACUGGAGCCGCCUCUACUUCAUGACCUUCUACAUUGUGACCAUGGUGGUGAUGACCAUCAUCGUGGCCUUCAUCCUCGAGGCCUUUGUCUUCCGAAUGAACUUCAGCCGCAAGAACCAGGACUCGGAAGUUGACGGUGGCAUCACCGUGGAGAAGGAACUGUCCAAGGACGAGCUGCUCGCUGUCCUCAAGCUGUCCCGGGAGGCGCGGGGCGCGGCGGCGGACAUCCCCCGGCUGCUCAAGGUCCUCUCCCAGAUGGAGAGAAACGAGCAAAGCACCAUGGUGUUCCUGGGACGGAGAUCCAGGACCAAGAGUGACCUGAGCCUGAAGAUGUACCAGGAGGAGAUCCGGGAGUGGUACGAGGAACACACCCGCAAGCAGGAGGAGCAGCAGUCCGACGGCAGCGGUGCCCCCGCCACCCAGCAGCCCCCAGGCAGCCGCCAGCGCUCGCAGACCAUCACCUAAGCCAGCUCAUUCCCGAAAGCCAUCUCUUCUAUGCAAUAACACAAUAGCAUUAUUUUACUACGAUGUAUCGAAAUAAUGUGUAUAUCCACAUAUGCACAUGUCUAUAUAUAUGCACAUAUUUAUAGA